Molecule: messenger RNA, 3827 nt
Organism: Odocoileus virginianus texanus
Lineage: Eukaryota; Metazoa; Chordata; Mammalia; Artiodactyla; Cervidae
Source: RefSeq, a predicted model, not a curated record
AGAACUGAUACUGAACCGCCAUUGCACUCCCCAGUUUUCUCCCUGUUCCCUCUCAAACUCAGAUCUUAGUUCCGAGAGUCUCGCUCUCUUCCUAUAGUCGAAGGUCAGAGCCUAUUGCCCCCAGGAGCUGAGUCUGGUGUCCCAGUGCGUGCAGGAAAGGCAGUGGGCACCCUGGUCCGGCGAGUCGCCGGGAGCGGGGCUCUUGCAGUCCGCCGAGCCCGCGCCGCGCCCCCGCCCAUGCCCAUCCCCGGCCGCGCUGUCAGUCUCCAUUAGCGCUAACAGGCUCCAGACAGAGCGGGCCCGGCGCUGGGUUAAUGCAAUCGUCGCGUUACCUGGGGCGCAGGCUACAUUACCAGCCCGGCCCCCGCCCAGCACGGUCAGAACCAGCAGACCCGCGCCCCGCCGGCCGCCCCGCGCUUUCAGCGCUCCUCCGGCCGCGCCCGAGCGCCACACGGCGGAGCCCAGCCCCAGCCCGCGCCCCACAGCCUGGCGAGGCGAGGCGGGUCCCGGGCGGGCAGGCAGGGCGCACGGCACCCGGGAUCCCGUUGCUGCCGGACACAGCCUCUGCGAGCUCCUAGUAUUCCUGACGCUCCUCUCACCAGCCGCACCCAUGCUUCUGGCGCGGAUGAACCCGCAGGUGCAGCCGGAGAACGGCGGGGCGGGCCCGGGGUCGGAGCAGCCCCCGCGGAAGCGCAAAGAAGUCUUGGUGGUGAAAGAACGCAACGGCGUCCAGUGCCUCCUGGCGUCCCGCGACGGCGAUGAGCAGCCCCGGGAGACCUGGGGCAAGAAGAUCGACUUCCUGCUGUCGGUGGUCGGCUUCGCAGUAGAUCUGGCCAAUGUGUGGCGCUUCCCCUAUCUCUGCUACAAGAACGGAGGCGGUGCCUUCCUGAUCCCGUACACCCUGUUCCUCAUCAUCGCUGGGAUGCCUCUGUUCUACAUGGAGCUGGCUCUGGGCCAGUACAACCGGGAAGGGGCAGCCACCGUGUGGAAGAUCUGCCCAUUCUUCAAAGGAGUUGGCUACGCUGUGAUCCUCAUCGCCCUCUACGUUGGCUUCUACUACAACGUCAUUAUCGCCUGGUCCCUCUACUACCUCUUCUCCUCGUUCACCCUGACGCUGCCCUGGACCGACUGCGGCCACGCCUGGAACAGCCCCAACUGCACCGACCCCAAGCUCCUCAACAGCUCCGUGCUGGGCAACCACACCAAGUAUUCCAAGUACAAGUUCACGCCUGCAGCAGAGUUUUACGAGCGUGGUGUCCUACAUCUGCAUGAGAGCAGUGGGAUUCAUGACAUUGGCCUGCCCCAGUGGCAGCUUUUGCUCUGUCUGAUCGUCGUUGUCAUCGUCCUGUUUUUUAGCCUCUGGAAAGGAGUGAAGACAUCAGGAAAGGUCGUGUGGAUCACGGCCACGCUGCCUUACCUCGUGCUGUUCGUGCUCCUGGUCCAUGGCAUCACGCUGCCCGGCGCCUCCAACGGCAUCAACGCCUACCUGCACAUCGACUUCUACCGCCUAAAAGAGGCCACGGUAUGGAUUGAUGCUGCAACUCAGAUAUUCUUUUCCUUGGGGGCUGGAUUUGGAGUCUUGAUUGCAUUUGCUAGUUACAACAAAUUUGACAAUAACUGCUACAGGGAUGCCCUGCUGACCAGCACCAUCAACUGUGUCACCAGCUUCAUCUCUGGGUUCGCCAUCUUCUCCAUCCUUGGUUACAUGGCCCAUGAACACAAGGUCAACAUUGAGGAUGUUGCCACUGAAGGAGCUGGCCUAGUCUUCAUCCUGUACCCAGAAGCCAUUUCUACCCUCUCGGGAUCCACAUUCUGGGCCAUCGUGUUCUUCGUCAUGCUCCUGGCUCUGGGAAUUGACAGCUCGAUGGGAGGCAUGGAGGCGGUCAUCACGGGCCUGGCCGAUGACUUCCAGGUUCUGAAGCGACACCGGAAACUCUUCACGUUUGCUGUCUCCUUUGGAACCUUCCUUCUGGCUCUGUUUUGCAUAACCAAGGGUGGAAUAUAUGUGCUGACCCUGCUGGACACAUUUGCGGCGGGGACCUCCAUUCUUUUUGCUGUGCUCAUGGAAGCCAUCGGCGUCUCCUGGUUUUAUGGUGUGGACAGGUUCAGCAACGACAUCCAGCAGAUGAUGGGGUUCAAGCCCGGCCUGUACUGGAGACUCUGCUGGAAGUUUGUCAGCCCUGCCUUCCUCCUGUUUGUGGUGGUUGUGAGUAUCAUCAAUUUCAAGCCACUCACUUAUGAUGACUACAUCUUCCCACUCUGGGCCAACUGGGUCGGAUGGGGCAUCGCUGGCUCCUCCAUGGUUCUGGUGCCCGCCUACGUCGUCUACAAGUUCUUCAGCACCCGGGGCUCCAUUCGAGAGAGACUGGCCUAUGGCGUAACUCCAGAGAGCGAGCAUCACCUGGUGGCCCAGAGGGACAUCAGGCAGUUCCAAUUGCAGCACUGGCUGGCCAUCUGAACCUGGCCCCGAGGAGGAACCCUGCAGCGCCAAUGUUCAGGUCAAAGGCCGCCCCGGACACUGUCUUGGGAUUCCUCUCCGACCCCCUCUUCUUCCUCUUUUCCAAGUUACCACUGAUUUAAUGACCUGGUUUUCUUUCACCUUCUGUUCACCUGGCCCGAGGGCUGUGGGCUUUUGGAUUGCUAAGCCUCGUGGGAGAAGAGGAGAGGAGGGAACAGGAAAAAUGACUUCUGUUGAACCUCUUUAGUUUCAAGGAAGUCUCCCCCCAGUUGUGGGAACCAGCUGGGGCUGAGGUUCAUGUCUCAGGCAGAACUCCCUGCCGUGCUGGCUGGCACUUUGGGCCACAGAAGAAAUCUUCAGUCCACCAAAUCAGACAGAGGAUGUUGCUUUUUGGGUCAGACACUGUAAAACCAAAACACGAAUAAGCAGCCAGGCUGAGUUUGGGGGGCAAGGGAGUGGUAUCUAGAUCUAACCUCUCUCGUUUGCCCUGGCCAGUGCUGGACCUUGAUCAGGGAGCUUUGGGGAUAUUUGUUGCUGUUAUGCAGUCCAUGGAUAGAACCUCUGCGGGGAUCAUGAGCAUAAGUCUUCAUGGUUUCCAUUCCAAUUGACCUGGGUUUGAUUUGUGUGUGUUCUGGGACAUUCUUCUGGCUUCUGGUGCUCAGAGGGCUCAGAGCUGUGGGUGUCGUAGUAAGUGGCUUCUGCAUAGGAACCAGAUGAGUCUAUAGAGGCCACAUGGGGGUCUUGCUCUGUUAGGGACAUGACACCCAGAGAGCUACCUGUGGCUCCUGGGUCCUUUCUCGGGGACUCGGGAUAGGAAGCCAGCAAGGCCAGCUGUGUGUCUCCACCACAGGACCCUCUGCUCUCCUCACAGAGCCAGGUCAGUGUCCAAAGGCCAUCCGACAGACAGCUGUUUCUGUGUUGUUCACAGAUACCUUCAAAGCCUUUCUGUGGGAAUCCCCCCCAGUGUGGACCAGGGGUUCUUGAGUGACGGGGAGUGGGCCCUGAAAACUCCUUUUGUCUCUCUUCAUGAGAGCAGCACGGAAACCCAGGACACCGCUCCCCGGUCACUCAUAUUCCGAGCUGAGGGAGCAGGUUGGCUGUUGGGAAGCAUUUCUAGGUUGAUUUCUGAUAAACUCUCACGAGUGAUGCCCUCUGGUGGUGCGUACUGGUUAGUGUUGGCUCAUUCAGAGGUGAUUUAUAGUCGGUGGCAUCUAUUUGGAAUUUCUCUUUGUGGUAUCAGUUCCUUAUACGCUCGGAAACCUAGACUUGUGGGUUCUUGUUCUGACUGUGAGAGGCCCUGUUGCAGAAUCUUGGGGGUAAAAACGAGGCCACAUCAUUUUCACUGGGAGUACAGGGUGACACCCCAAAG